Mollisia scopiformis is the source of this 768-nucleotide messenger RNA. RefSeq lists its product as uncharacterized. Lineage: Eukaryota; Fungi; Ascomycota; Leotiomycetes; Helotiales; Mollisiaceae. Bases 1 to 768 code for a protein of 255 amino acids. The transcript is spliced from 2 exons. The record is from RefSeq and is a predicted model, not a curated record.
AUGGUUCAGGAAGCCCUCGAUAAAGGGAUAGAUCCGUCCACAGUUUAUCCCAAUAUUCCCGAUGUUACCGCAGCUCUUCAACUGCUCACCAUUGGACGUCCCCCAGAAUGUCCCAGCUACCUUAUGCUGGCGAAGAUCAACUGGGAUCACUUUGGGGCUGAUGCUCGCGUGGCAUAUAACGCUUGCCACUCUUACGCAUUGCAGGUGGCUGCGGGAGGGAAUCUCCAACUAGCUUAUGCUUUGAACGCAUUCGGCGAUCAUUUCCUCCAAGACUCGUUCGCAGCCGGCCACAUGAGAACUCCACGGCGUAAACUUCACGACAGUACCGGAUUUGCUGAUCUAUGUGCCAAAUUCAUGCAUGAUGAAGACAACGCGAUUGGUCUCUCCGUUAAAAACCCUGCGGGCAGAACCUGGGACACAUUCGGCGACAAGCGCCUACUCGAUAAAGAAGACGUUGCCAACAAGAACGAAGCGUGGAAUGCUGUUCGAACCUCCGCCGAUGAAAUCUAUCAGGCUUGGAAGACAAAAACUGUACCACCUUUCCCGGCCUAUGGCGCAUGGAACUGGGCACCGAUCUUGGAGCAGAUUCAACAGAAUCAGUUGAUUGCGCCACUCUUCCGUCCUGAUGGUCAGCGACGAGCUGAUAUCAGGAAGCGCUGCGAGUAUAAAUUCACCAAUAAUUAUUGGUAUUGGUCCACCGCGGCGGAUUGCAAGAAGAGUGGACUGUGGGACUACCCUAUCAAACCCACGGCUGAUUGCAAAAGGUAA